AUGUCCGCUAAGCUGCCAACCGUGUCCACCUCAGCCGACGAGUCCUCGAGGUCCUUCGACCAUGACAGUGUGAGGACCAAGGGCGAAAACGAUGGCGUGGCACGCCGCGACGCAGCCGAGUCUCUGGACCCGGGGCUCGCAAUCCAACAGACGCAGCGCACGGAAUCGGUCCUUGGGGAUACACUUUUACGGCUUCUACGAAUCCGCAAGGGACCUAGGAAGCAGGAGUACGACCUUGACGCAAUUGCCACCCAGCCCAGUAUCUGGGACUCUGAGAACAACGAGGAGUACAAGCGCUUGUAUAUCCAUCCCAAGUGGGAGAACUGGAGCGCGUUCGAUCCCAGCUUCCGAUGGACAUGGCGCGAGGAGAGGGCUAGCGCAGAACGCAAGCUAAUCUUCCAGGUCUGGGUCUGUAUCAUGUUUUCUGCGCUCAAUAUUGACCGAAGUAACAUUUCCAACGCCGUCUCGGACAACAUGCUCGACGAUCUGGGACUCACGCACGCUGAUUACAACACUGGCCAAACUAUUUCCCGAGUUGGCUUCCUCAUUGCUGAGCUUCCAUCUCAGAUAAUCUCCAAACGAAUUGGCCCCGAUAUGUGGAUUCCUGUUCAGAUUUGCAUCUUCAGCGUUAUCUCUGCCCUGCAAUUCUUCCUCAAUGGACGGGCUUCUUUCCUCGCUACCCGCUACCUGAUUGCGACAUUCCAGGGUGGCUUCAUCCCUGACACCAUUCUGUACCUCAGUUACUUCUACACGAGCACAUCGCUUCCCGCGCGACUGGCCUGGUACUGGGUGUCUUCGGAAGUCGUUGAUAUUGUUACUGGAUUCGCUGCUGUCGGUCUUUUGUCCAUGCGCGGUAUACUGGGCUACGCGGGUUGGCGAUGGUUGUUUCUCAUUGAGGGAUGUUUGACUUUCUUGAUUGGUGUUGCCUCGUUCUUCCUCAUGCCUCAAUGUCCGACUAAGACCAAGAGCUGGUGGAAUCCAAAAGGCUAUUUCACGGAGCGGGAAGAGAAGAUCAUUGUCAAUUCAGUGAUCCGCGACGACCCCCAAAAGGGAGGAAUGUACAACCGCCAAGGUGUCUCUGUCCGCCAGAUCUGGGAGUGCAUUAAAGACUACGAUAUGUGGCCACUAUAUGUCCUGGGCUUACUCUUUGGCCUUCCGAAAUACCCUGUGAACCAAUAUCUCACUCUGUCGUUCCGGAAACUCGGAUUCAGCGUCAUCCAGACCAACCUGCUGUCGAUUCCGUACAUUGUCGGUGCUAGUCUCACCAUGCUACUCAUUACGGCCUUCAGUGAACUGGUCAACAACCGAAGCUUUGUAGCGAUGGCGGAAGAUGCAUGGUUGUUGCCAUGUUUUGUCGCUUUGAUCGCGUUGCCAAAUCCAAUUAGUCCGUGGGUGUACUUCGCCAUCGCCACGGUGUUGCUGUCGUUCCCUUACACUCAUCCAAUUCAAGUUGCGUGGACGAGUAGGAACGCAGGAUCAGUGCAAAACAGAACUAUAUCUGCUUCUCUGUACAACAUGUGGGUUCAAGUUAGUGGAAUGAUUGGCGCAAACAUCUACCAAUCAAGUGACGCGCCUCGAUACUUCAAAGCCAACAAGGGCCUACUCGUUAUUUGCGUGUGGAUGUGUUUGAUCCAAUACCCGGGCACAUACUUUUACUACCGAUGGCGCAACCGCUCAAAGGCCAAGAAGUGGGAUGCCAUGAGCCCCGAGGAGCAACACCAUUACAGGAAAACCACCACCGACAAGGGCAACAAGCGCCUCGAUUUCCGCUUCGCCACUUAA
Talaromyces rugulosus is the source of this 1782-nucleotide messenger RNA. RefSeq lists its product as uncharacterized. Gene Ontology annotation, molecular function: transmembrane transporter activity. The transcript has 17 exons. Lineage: Eukaryota; Fungi; Ascomycota; Eurotiomycetes; Eurotiales; Trichocomaceae. Gene Ontology annotation, cellular component: membrane. The coding region runs from base 1 to 1782 and encodes 593 amino acids. The record is from RefSeq and is a predicted model, not a curated record. Gene Ontology annotation, biological process: transmembrane transport.